UGAUACACCUCUUUCAGUGUUCUUCUUUAUUCUGACUGAGGCUGCAAAAAGUUUGAAUUCUAACCAUUUUGAUCCAGAAAUCCAUGUUAAUGAUAUGGCAUCAUACAAGUGUCAAAAAUAUUCAAUCAAUAAUAAAGAAAAAUUCCUGGACGAUUUAGAGUCUAUAAAGGAAAUGAUUUUAAGGUGGAAGUUUAUUCCGCGUUCUCAAAAGUUAAAGAAUAAGCAAUCAGGUUCUUUAUCAUUAAAACAUAAAGACAUAGAGCUGUUUUAUCCUCUAAGCGAUUUCCCAUAUUUUAUUAAAAAAAACAUGUUAGAAAUUUUAGAGUCAAUAAAGAAAAUGACUUCAAAACAGAACAAGCUGUUAGACAAUGGAAACUUUGAUGAUUACUUGACAAAUGAUCAUUAUUUGAAGUUCAAUAUUAUUAAUUCGAAAUCAUCAACCAUUUUAAUAGAACGUAACAUAAUGGAUAAUUUAUAUUUUUUCUCUGUCAGACCACAAUUCAUUA
Messenger RNA from Dentiscutata heterogama, 506 nucleotides. The record is from the annotation of a GenBank genome assembly. NCBI's taxonomy places the organism in Eukaryota, Fungi, Glomeromycota, Glomeromycetes, Diversisporales, Gigasporaceae.